AUGCUCCUUGAUUCUGACGUUAGCCUAACUGAAGAGGCAAAGAUCGCCAGUCUGAGGCUGGCGAACGAGUGUGUCACGCAUGGCGAGUCUUUGAAUUCGGGGCUUAAAAACUAUUUCAAUUCUCCAGUGCGUAUUCGCAGUGGGAUAAUCUGUUUAAGGGGUACCGAGUUGAGACAUUGGCGCACCUCACUCUACGCUCAGGUUAAUGGGGUUGCCUCCAACUGUGGCAUCUUUGAGCCACUGGAAGCCAUGAUGGUCGAGACGGGUCUUGAGUCGGCUCCAGGCAAACUGGAAGCGCCGAUGUUCUCAUCUUUUGUGGAAAGCCCAGAGGAAGGCAUUAAUGAAGCCGCCUCACCUCAGGGUUCAGGCUCAGAGCAUUCCAGAAGUGUUGAUUUCUCGAGACUGCUACUCCAUUCAGAAUUGAAUGCCACAAAGCCAACCUGA
Molecule: messenger RNA, 444 nt
Organism: Protopolystoma xenopodis
Lineage: Eukaryota; Metazoa; Platyhelminthes; Monogenea; Polystomatidea; Polystomatidae
Source: the annotation of a GenBank genome assembly